Messenger RNA from Elgaria multicarinata webbii, 2159 nucleotides. It is a transcript of the gene RASL11B, whose product is annotated as RAS like family 11 member B. The coding region runs from base 4 to 747 and encodes 247 amino acids. The record is from RefSeq and is a predicted model, not a curated record. NCBI's taxonomy places the organism in Eukaryota, Metazoa, Chordata, Lepidosauria, Squamata, Anguidae. Gene Ontology annotation, molecular function: GTPase activity; GTP binding. The transcript is spliced from 4 exons.
GCGAUGCGCCUGAUCCACAAUAUGGGGACCAUCGCGGAGUACCCCCAAGCAGCGAGCGCCACCGGCAGCGGAGAGAGCUGCGGAGCCGGCCGCCCCCGACUCAUCAAGAUCGCUGUGGUGGGAGCCAGCGGGGUGGGCAAGACCGCCCUGGUGGUGAGAUUUCUCACAAAACGAUUCAUUGGAGACUAUGAACGCAACGCAGGUAAUCUGUACAGUAGACAGAUUGAAAUUGAUGGAGAGAUGUUUGCAAUUCAAGUCCAAGACACUCCUGGAGUACAGAUCCAUGGACAUAGCCUGGAUUGUAAUGAGCAGCUGAACAGAUGUAUUCGCUGGGCAGAUGCAGUUGUGAUAGUCUUUUCAAUCACAGACUAUAAGAGUUACGAACUACUCAGUCACUUCCACCAGCACAUACGGCAGUUGCACCCAGGAAACAGAGUGCCUGUGGUUGUUGUAGCAAACAAAGCAGACCUCCUCCAUAUUAAAGAGGUGGAACCCCAACAUGGACUUCAGCUGGCCAGCGUGUUGGGUUGUACUUUCUAUGAAGUGUCUGUCAGUGAGAACUACAAAGAGGUCUUCAAUGCCUUCCAUAGCUUAUGUAAAGAUGUCUGUAAGCAACAAUCCACCAGCACCCCGGAAAAGAGGAGAAGCUCUCUCAUUCCAAGACCAAAAUCACCCAACAUGCAAGACCUGAAAAGAAGGUUUAAGCAAGCCUUAUCUGCCAAAGUGAGGACUGUCACCUCUGUCUGAAAGAUCAAACUAAAUGGGAUGGGUUUUUCCCUCCUUCCCAGUGCAUAAUCCUAUAGUUCCAACUUUGGAACAUGAGUUGUAGGCGUUACAGCAUCCAAAGAAGGGCAAAAGAGAGGGAGAGACUUCAGAUGUUGUUUGUAUAGUUGUGGACAUAAUACAUUGUGUAAUGGUGGAACAACACUGAAGUGUGAAUAUGGUUCUGAAGAACUGGUAGAGCAUGUACUUUCAUGUUGAAAAUGGAACAUUUGAUUGAAUGAACUGACAAUAUUUUUUAUGUUCUGUAGUGGAACCUGGAUAUUGAUAUUUGUACUAUCCUGUCACUCCAACCGCAGGGGAGGACAGGGAAGAAAUACUCAAUGCCAACUUACUAAUUGGAAACAUGUGUUUACAUCAUUUGGUUAUAUCUUUGGUAUUGGAUGAAGGUUGUCUUUUGUAGUGCUCACUGGAGCUGUAAAUUGUGGGGGGUUUUAACCUGUGGUUUAGAGGCACAAGUAUCCCAUUGAUACAGCAAAACAAAAAACCAUUGGUAUAAAAGUAUAGGGCAUUAUGAAUUGACUCUAUUUCUGACCAUGGAGUGAGACAUUUUGCACCAUGAGUAUUGUUCAGUGUAAUUUUUCCAGCAACUUUGGGGGCGUUGGGAGCCACUUUCCACCUCACAAUGGGGCACAGUCCUGCUGCCACACCACUGAAUUCAGUGAAGUGAUGACAGCAAAACUAUCAGUGGUUUGUCACCAAAAUUCGGCAGCAAACCACAACAGAGCCUUAAAAAUGCCACAUUUAGUUUGAAAACAAACUCUUGGUUUUCUGCCCAACUUUAGCAGCAAACUGCCUUUUUGUUUUUGUUUUUUGCUGGGGUUGUGCUGCCAAAUUCAGCAGCAGGAUGGUGGAGGCGGCACAAGAGGACAGAGGUCCACUUAUUGCUCAUCCCUGGUCCAAAACAACAUUGCCAUGAUCAUUCUUCAAAGGCUGGUCAUCUGGUGCAAUGCUGAAUUUAUUUUCAGAUAAAUAUUUGAGUUGGAUUCAACAGAUUAUGAUGAUCUUAUUUAAGCCCUCUAGGCAUGGAUAGAACUUCCGGUUGUUUCAAUCUAUUAUGAUUUGUCUAUGAAGCUGAUAGUUCUUGGCUGAGCCAUAUCUCUAGCUAGAGCAUGAGGGAUAUUCCACUGUUGUAUAAAUCUGCCAUUUGUAGCUACAUUGUAAAAAGCUGAACUAUCAGGCUUGUCACACAGAGCCAGCAGGAUUGGGGUUGAGGGCUACGAGCUUGACACCAAUGCACUUUAAAACAACAACACACCACUGUGUUUUUCUCCUUAAGCUGUAAUUUAUUUUUAUGUCGACAGCAACUUAAAUGGAACACAACUUCUCAAUUUUGUUUCAGCAUUAAACAACAUUUUCUCAUACCAUUGUUGUCUUUU